Molecule: messenger RNA, 5786 nt
Organism: Saccostrea cuccullata (small rock oyster)
Lineage: Eukaryota; Metazoa; Mollusca; Bivalvia; Ostreida; Ostreidae
Product: host cell factor 1-like
Biological process (GO): chromatin remodeling; regulation of DNA-templated transcription
Cellular component (GO): histone methyltransferase complex
Molecular function (GO): protein binding; transcription coactivator activity
Source: RefSeq, a predicted model, not a curated record
UAGUAUUGAAAUAUGGCGGCUCCCAUUCUGAAGUGGAAGCGGGUUACCAAUACUACAGGACCAUGUCCGCGGCCAAGACAUGGUCAUAGAGCAGUUGCAAUCAAAGAUCUGAUGGUUGUUUUUGGUGGUGGUAACGAAGGAAUCGUUGAUGAACUGCAUGUUUACAACACUGCCACCAACCAAUGGUUUGUCCCAGCAGUGAGAGGGGAUAUCCCCCCAGGAUGUGCAGCUUAUGGUUUUAUCUGCGAUGGAACUCGCAUUCUAGUGUUUGGUGGCAUGGUUGAAUAUGGAAAAUAUUCCAAUGAGCUUUAUGAAUUACAGGCUAGUCGCUGGGAGUGGAAGAGGCUGAAGCCUAAAUCUUGUAAAAACGGACCACCACCAUGUCCAAGACUGGGCCACAGUUUUACCUUGCUUGGAAAUAAGGCGUAUUUAUUUGGAGGGCUCGCGAACGACAGUGAGGAUCCCAAGAAUAACAUACCAAGAUAUCUGAAUGAUCUUUAUGUACUGGAACUUAAACCCCAUUCUAACGCACUCUCCUGGGAUUUCCCUCCCACAAUCGGACAGCCCCCUCCUCCUCGGGAAUCCCACACCUGUGUGGGUUACGCGGAGAAAGAUGGCCGACGGCCCCGACUGAUCAUCUAUGGAGGAAUGAGUGGUUGUCGUCUCGGAGACUUGUGGCAGCUAGAUAUAGAUACAUACACAUGGAUUAAACCAGUGGUUCAGGGAAUUCCCCCUCUACCCAGGAGUCUUCACUCGGCCAAUGUUAUCGGUCAUCGGAUGUUUGUAUUUGGAGGGUGGGUUCCAUUGGUCAUGGAUGACGUCAAGGUGGCAACGCAUGAAAAGGAAUGGAAAUGUACUAAUUCCCUGGCCUCCCUUAAUAUCGAAACAAUGACCUGGGAGCCCUUGGCUAUGGAGGUUUUUGAGGAUUCCCUUCCUCGGGCACGGGCUGGGCACUGCUGUGUGGGAAUUCACACGCGACUUUAUAUCUGGAGUGGACGGGAUGGAUACAGGAAAGCAUGGAACAACCAAGUGUGCUUUAAAGAUUUGUGGUUUCUUGAAACAGAGAAGCCUCCAGCUCCAUCACGUGUACAGCUGGUCAGAGCCAGUACAAACACACUGGAGGUAUGCUGGGGAGCUGUGCCUACCGCAGACGCUUAUCUUCUACAGCUACAGAAAUACGACCUACCCCCCUCCCAGGCCCUCACCCCCACAGCGGUCCCUCAGACCAACCCCCUGAUGAAGGCCGUCACCUCCCCCAGUACUCCACAACCCACAGUGGUCAGGACGCCAACGCCAGGAAUUGCACAGAUUCGAACAAAUUCUGGAGCAAUAGGCUCCGUUACCAUGGCAUCGCCACAAACAAUUAGAGUAACAGCUGUAACCGCCAGACAAAAGACACCAAUCACAGUGAACCCUGGAACAAUUAGAGUGGCCUCCCCUCAGGUCGUGACCCUGCCUCAGCAGCGAGCCGUAGUAUCCAACACGACUGGUAAUCAAAUGUCUGGUAUUCAGGCUCUGGCAGCUGCCGCAGCAGCCACCCAGAAAAUUCCAGGCACCACCACCACUCCCUCCACUCCGGGCAUCAAGGUCGUGACCCCAACAAUUGUAACUCCAACAGGGGUCAAGGUCACACCUAUUGGGAACCAAGCACUGAAAACUACUUCAGCUAAUCCAACAACCCCCACAGUGAGAGUGGCUACCCCAGGAGCCACCAUCCUUAAGUCUACACCAGGAGCCAUCCAACAGACGAUUGGUGGAAAACAGAUCAUUACAGUCCACAAGGCCAGCACGGGGGGCACGUCCACCACCGGGCAGCCUCAGAUUGUGACACUGGUCAAGACAAACCAAGGCAUGCAGGUGGCCACAACAAAGGGGCCACUGCCACAGGGUGCCACCAUUGUAAAGCUUGUCACCACACAGGCCGGUGGUACCGGUAAGCCCACCGCCAUCAUCACCACGAGUCAGCCAGGCCAGACGCCAUCAACAAUUCUAGGAAUCAGCAGUGUACAACCCCAGUCAUCUACAACAAAAACCAUCAUCAAAACUAUCCCAUCUUCCAUGCUGUCAAUGGCCAAAGCAGGAACCAGCACUGCAACGACUUCAGGUGGUGCUAAAACCAUCGUCAUAGCAGCACCCAAAGGCAGCACUGGGGGACUGACAGGGACCCCACACAAAAUCAUCAGCUCAGUCCCCAAAAUAGCCGGCCAGGGAAACACCCAGUUCAUCGUGGUCAGCCCACAGCAUCGUGGUCAGCCCACAGAUAUGUAUUUAAAGGUGGGUGGGGCACAUACCAUCACAUCAGGGGGCAAGCCCAUUCAGGUGACGACUCUACAGACGACGUCAGGUGUGACCCUAGCCGGUCAUCAGAUCGUCACAGCCUCACAAGUCGCCAAGCCAGUCAUUCAGCAAGGGACUGGAGGGACUAUAGUGAAGACUAUUCAGGCCACGCCCACAACUCUGGCUGGAUCCGCCACCUCUCUCCUCAUUAACACCACCGCUGGAUCCGCUCCUACACAGUCAACGCCCACAAUCUCCCUCAUCACACAGCCUUCAGUCUCCCAGAUUCCGGUCACCUUGACCACUCAGACAGUCUCAGCCACGCCCAUCCAGGCCACAGGGGGCGGCGGAAAACCAGUCCAGAUAACUAUCACCCCAGCAGCAGCUUCAGGGGCUGUCCAGGCCCAGCCCACAGUACAAGUCGUGCCAACCGUCACGCAACCCUGCACUGAUGGUCAUAACUGCCCAGGAGACGAAACUCCUCAACCCGCAGUAUGCACUGAUGGUCACAAUUGCCCUAGUGAUGAACUUCCUCAACCCGCAGUAUGCACUGAUGGUCACAAUUGCCCAGGUGAUGAACCUCCUCAACCUGCAGUGUGUACCGAUGGCCACAAUUGUCCAGGUGAUGAAAAUCCACAACCAUCUAAUGUAUGUACAGAUGGACACAAUUGUCCGGGUGAUGAAGUCGAUGGAGUUCCUCCUGCUGCUAAAGGACAGUGUACAGAUGGGCAUAAUUGUCCGGGCGACGAGACUGCACAAUCCCAAAAUGUUUGUACUGAUGGGCAUAAUUGUCCUGGUGAUGGUAAUCAAUCCCAGUCGACUAAUGCCUGCACUGAUGGACACAACUGUCCUGGGGAUGAAAACCCCUCUGGAGUCUGUACAGAUGGACAUAAUUGCCCAGGAGAUGAAAAUCCUCAGCCUGGAGUGUGCACAGACGGGCACAAUUGCCCAGGGGAUGAAAAUCCCCAGCCAUCAAAUGUUUGCACAGACGGGCACAAUUGUCCCGGGGAUGAAAAUCCCCAGCCAUCUAAUGUUUGCACAGAUGGCCACAAUUGUCCAGGGGAUGAGAACCCAGACCAAACUUCAGGGCAGCAGGUGACCUCUGACCUCCCAGAUAGUGCUGCUGUGGUGGCUCCCUCUGUCCCACUGGACACAAAUGCUGCAGUGUCUGUAUCGGAGCAAGUUCCUGCGAUCCUGAUGCAAGAUACUGAACCUAAACUGGAACCAGAAGCUAUGGACACGGCAGCACCAGUGGAUGCUUCUCAACCAGAAUUACCAGUGACACAACCACAGGAAGUGGCACCAGCAGCAGAGGUGGCACCCACACCGGAGGUAGCACCACCUCAGGAAGCACCGCCUGAGGAAGCACCUGUUCCAGAUUCCACAACAGCAGUGCCUGCAUCACAAGGAGAGAUAACUCCUAUUGUUCCUAAGCAGGAAGAACCUAUGGAUAUUGGGCCAUCCCCUGUAGCGACCCUCCAGGGCACAAUACUGACCGUGGGACCUCCAGUAGGGGCCACACCUCCCCAGCCUAUAGAUACUUCUACAGCAGACUCUGAUCCUCUGGCAACUCUGGCCUCAGCAGCGAUAUCAUCUGGCACAGCUCAGACCACCAUAAAACAGGAGCCGGGUGUUCUAGCAGCCAAUGGAAUUAAACAGGAGGUACAGGACAAGCCUGAGGCGGUACCUAGGACACCGACCACUCCAGUAAAGAAGGAGGGGAACCAAUGGUACGACGUGGGGAUCAUCAAGGGCACCUCCUGUGUCGUGUCUCACUUCUAUCUCUCAGCUGACGCCCUGCAAGCCAGCGGUAAUGGAAACGACAUAGACGUGGUGAAUGUUGGGGAUGUGAACGUCUUGAAGAAACAGGAACUCCUCCCGGGAACGGCCUAUAAGUUCCGUGUGGCGGGGAUCAAUGCGUGCGGCCGCGGCGCGUUCAGUGAGAUCUCAGCCUUUAAGACCUGCCUCCCUGGCUACCCGGGCGCCCCCUCAGCCAUCAAGAUCAGCAAGGUAGGAGGAAAGAGUACAGAAGGUGCCCACCUCUCCUGGGAACCUCCACAGAAUACAGCUGGCAAGAUCACUGAGUACUCGGUAUACCUGGCUGUACGUAAUGCUGCUGCCCACGUAGACCAGAAGCCUGGGGCCCCGGCCCAGCUGGCCUUUGUCCGUGUUUACUGUGGCCCCGCCCCCACCUGUACCGUGACUGCAGCCAGCCUUGCAUCAGCACACAUUGACUACACAACUAAGCCUGCCAUCAUUUUCAGAAUCGCUGCUCGUAAUGAGAAGGGUUAUGGUCCAGCUACGCAAGUCAGGUGGCUUCAAGAUGCCCAGAGUCCUGCUGCUCAAAAGGUUGCCAUCAAAAGAGCUAUCCCAGCUCAAGGGGAUGGACCCCAGGUGGUGGGAGGUGGUCAGGCGAAGAAACUAAAGGGAGAUGAUGACAAUGAGAAACCAAUGUAAAAAAAGCUAAAGGGAAACAACUCACGAUUGGUUAUACAGAGUUACCUAUCCUAAUUGUCAAAAGAGGGGGACAUAGUGUGCUUAUUCAAAAGUAUAUAAAAAUAUUUAUAUACACUUAAACUGCAAUGUUAUUUUGAUGUUGACUUUGCUGAAUGAAAUUUUAUUUCUGUUGUCACUCAUGAUUAGCAGCUAACUCUUUGUAUUAUUCAUAGGGCAUCUAUCAUUAUUUUUAUCCUCAUCCUCAUUGUUAGAUCAGUAUCAUGGCUCCUAGCAUUGGUGUCUAUCAUUCCUGUUGUGACCGCUAUUCCUUCCGUGUUGAAAUAUUUUUAUCGUUUACAUCCACUAUACAACCGUUGCAUAAGUUCCUUGUAUAUAACCAUGUCAAAGCAGGUUAAAAUUAGAUUUCUCUCAUCGACAUGUGACCACUGUUUAAGUUUCAUAUGUAUAUAAUAAGGAAUUACAAGAACAUUUCUUGUAGAUUAUUUUUAUCAUCACUUAGGAAGAAUUAAAAAUUUGGAGUAAUGAUAUUUUUACCAUUCAUUAGAAUUGCUGGUCUGGCCCGUUUCACGUUUUUGGAGGUCUACAUAUUGAAUGGUUCAUUUGUUUGAAGAAGUGCAAUUCUUUGUUAAUUUUUUUUAUGUAUAAAUGUUAAUGACUUUUUAAAGUAGUGAUCCAAUUUAUAGUUUUAGUGGAAUAGGUAUUUAGGAAGAUCUGUGCUUGAACAUGUUCAUGUAUGUUAUUUUUACAAAUUAUCAUACAGACAACAUUAAAAAUGAAAGCAGUGUUAUUUUACAUUGCUGAAGUUGUUUUUUUUUUUUUUUUCAUUAAAAAUUUUUUCUGCGGAAGUUAUUGUAGUAAAAGAUGAAUUAUCCAAAGCAAUUUACUGUAUAUCUGUAAAAUACUCGACCAUCCCCGAUAAUUUUUUUCUGUGGAAGUUUUAUCUUUUCAUUAUUCUCCCAGUACAGUCAAUGUGCUACACAAUGUCAUAGAUCUGUCAAUAUUUUGUAAAUAAACUGUAUAUUUUACAAUUAAUUAAAACUAUUAAAAAAUCA